AUGGACGACGAGGUAAUCGUCAUUCCCUCUUCACCCCCCGUGUCCGACGAGGUAAUCGCCAUUUCCUCUUCUCCGCCGGUGCCCGACCAGACCAAUUCGCCCGAAGAAGCGCCGGACGAGCAAUGCAAGUCUUCAGCGGCCGACGACGCUCCUCCGGCGGACACGGCCUCUCCCAUCGACAGUGCGUACGCAACCAAGGCGCCCGGAACAGCUAGGAACAGUUCCGAAGUCGCCGAAGUCCCCGAAGAGUCAAUGGUUGUAGACGGCGCCGAAGACGAAGCCAUGGUCAUUCCCGCGGUGACGUCGAAAAAGCGGAAGAGAGACGACGUCAAGGAUGUAGAGGCAGAGGCGGAGGCGGAGACUGAGCCUCGGGCGAAAGGCAGAAGCUUUAGCCAUAUCCUGCCGCCUGGCAGUGUAAAUCCGAUGUCGGUGUAUGGGCAGAGGCCGGCGCCGAAGAAGCCGGAGCAACUAAUCGUGUCGAUGCUUCUUGCGCAAGAGAGCAAGAACGGCGUCGACAACGACGAUAAAACCUACUAUGAGUACCGCCUGGAAGAUUUUAGCUUCUACACCGGUCGCAGCCAUAUCAAGCCGAAGGAGGGGGCGAGGGAUCCGUAUCCUUUCAAAUACCCGUGGGAGAUGAUCAGACUAUCGGCAAUGAACAUCGUGCCGAACAUCGAGUAUCUCUAUGCCGAUGGUUUCCUUGUUGGCGAAGAUGGUGUGCGACACUACUUUGAACGAAUGAAGGUUGACGUGUUGUCCGUUAGCUACCGCGACCCUUUCAAGCCACGUGACAUACACGUUCAGUCCUCAAUGUGUUCGAAUAGCAGAAGUGGUGACACGAGGCUUCGGGAUGUCUGGUACAGGUUAGGAACGCCCUCCAAGGAGUACAAGCCAUACUACGAGCCAUUUCAAUGGUUGGCGCAGUUCGGCCUUCAUUUCUUCGCAUUCGUGGAGUCGCAGAUGAGGAAGGGCGACGUCUUACUGCGCGACUUCCGUAAUUUCGGCGACUGGAUGGAGAGGCAGUUCGAUAAGCGGGGUGACAAGGUCGAGGUGGAGACGUUCUUCUUCGGCUGGUGGAAUGCGGUGGGGAGUCGUCGCGACUUCCGGAAUGACAUCACGACCCACAAAGACUGGCUUUGGAACCAAGUCUACGCUGUCCACGCCUACCGCCGCUUCGCUGAUCUCACGCUUUGGAAGGAGACCAGGACGCUGAAUGCCAUCGCGCCGGCUUACCCAGGUCGGCACGAGAACCUCACCGUCGUAACACCGUAUGUCUAUGAGAUUUUCAAGGACAUGUACGGACCCCAUCUGAAGAAAGUUGUACCAGUCCCGGACGUGCCUAAGAAGCUCGCCGGCGUCCUUGUGCAUAAGAAGCAGAAGGCGAAGACCAACGAGGUCUACGUCCCACGCGUGGGAGACUGCGUGCAGGUCGCCGUCGAAGAGAAGGGGACAUGGUCCAAGAAGGAGAAAACGAAGAGGAGGAAGGGGGUGAAGGGUGUGGUGGUGGACGACGACGAAAAGGAAGAAGAGGAGUGGUUUGGGUAUGUUACGAAGCUGGAAGGCCGGCAAAUUAAAAUUGUCUGGCUCUACCGGCCUAAGGACACGAUUCUGGAUGGGGGCCACUAUCCGUACAAGAACGAGCUCUUCUUCUCGGACCAUUGCAAUUGCGAUGAGGAUUCAGAUCCGCUGUACGCGAAGAACAUCGUCCGCAAGAUCUCUGUGGUGUUCAAUCCGAAAACCACGGAGGAAAUGGAGUCAGCCGAGUACUUCAUUCGGCAGAAGGCGCAGGCGACCGAUUGCGCCUUCAUUUCGCUUUCGAAGAAGGAUCUCGAACUCGGCAACUGCCAAUGCACGGACCCUGACGAUGACGACACGAUACUUCCCAACCUCUAUCACAAGCUCAAGAAGCAGUUUCCUGUAGGAUCAACAGUGCUUUACACUCCCGAAGGCAAGGACGUCAAGUUGCUCGAGCCCGGAGUGGUUUUCGCUCUUGACGACUCGACAAUGGGUAUCACACUCAGGAAAUUGGUCCGCGCGCCGGGGGUGGUUCCGGGGGCGAAACCCAACCAGCUGUUGUGGACCCAGGAAACUGCCUACUUGCAUUGCGGCAUCAUCGGUAACAUCAAGCGUAGAUGUUACAUCGCUGUUCUCCGGGACGACGCCAGACCCGAGACACCUUACGAUCGCGAUGGGAUUGGUGAGCUCUUUUACAUUUCUGGGGCCCUGGACUCAGAAGGCAAUACCAUCCCUGUGCCCGAGCUUGGUCAGGACGAGUUUCGAGAAGGGUGGAGUCUCACGGAUGAGCUCCCUAAAGAUAAGCCCGUCCUCAGAGGUAUGGACCUGUUCUGUGGAGGAGGCAAUUUCGGACGAGGUCUAGAGGAAGGAGGUGUUGUGCAGAUGAAGUGGGCUGUUGAUUUCGACAAGAACCCCCUUCACUCGUACAGAGCCAACCUGAACAAUCUGGACGACACGAAACUUUAUCUUGGUAGCAUCAACAACUACCUUGAGGAUGCCAUCUGUGGACGAUACUCCGAAAAGACAGGUAUCCCCGGGAAAGACGAGGUGGACUUCAUCAGCGCUGGAUCCCCCUGCCAAGGGUUCUCACUGGCGAACAACUGCCGGACCAGCUUCGGCGCUCAACGCAAGCAGAGUCUGGUGUGUUCCCUAGCCACUGCUAUCGAUGUGUACCGACCCACGUACGCCAUUCUGGAAAACGUGCACGGCAUCGCGACUUCACGAAUCCGGAAUGGAAAGCAAGAGAACACGUAUACGGAGAUGCUCUGUGCGAUCGUCGGCAUGGGCUACCAGAUCCAAUCCUUCUUUUGCGACGCCUGGUCCCACGGGAACCCCCAGAGCAGGACUCGGCUGAUCCUCGCCAUCUCCAAGACCGGAUACAAGGCCCUUGACCGGCCACCCCGGAGUCACCAGCACAGCCCCAACGCGAAGUCCCAGGCUUUGUACUCGGCGCCGAACGGGGCACGGUUCGGACGCCGCGAGAUCGGCGAGCUGACGCCGUUUCCGUAUUUGACUACGGAGGUCGCCUGGGCACACCUGCCCAAUAUCGGAAACGGACACGUUGGCCUAUCGAUUCGCUACCCGGACCACACCUGUGCCGGCGCCAACGACACAACAAUAAGAUUGCUGAUGUCCCAUGUGCCUCGGUUUAUGGCAAACAAUUCGUGGCGGGUAGCGAUCGACAGUGGUCGUCUCCACCCAGUGCUCCAAACAUUCAACCAGGUCGGUGAGAAGGGGACGGCCGUCAGCAGGACAUAUAGCAGAGUCUUUAGAAGUGGCCUUUGCCGCACGAUCACUACGACGCCGACUCCUCAGUGCUCGAGAACCGGUCGCUGGAUGCAUUCGGACGAGAACCGUCUUCUAACGAUCCAGGAAGCUAGGAUCGCUCAGGGCUAUCCGGAAGACGACGUGCUCGCCGGUGCUCCCUCCAACAAGCUCCAUGUCAUAGGAAACUCAGUGGCUCGAGGAGUGUCACUAGCUCUAGGAAUCGCUGUUAGAGAAGCCUACCUAGAGAGUUUUAUGGAUGAGGUGCAUGGUGCGAUAAACAAUGCGACGGACUGCGACAAAACCGAUGGUGUUCUAGAGUUAGAGUUGGCCAUCGGAGCCGUCGAACCUGUCGAUGUCGACGCCGCUGCCGCUGCCGAGCAGGCCCUCCAGGCCGAUGCACAGAAUGAUAUGGAUAAGUGUGUACUUCCAUCCAUCAGUUCGGACACGGAUCCUAUGGACCUAGACCCUGACGACGCCGUCGCCGAACACACCCAGCCCGCCGAAAAUGAGGACCAAGUGCCUGCUGACGACGCCGUCGCCGAAGAUAUCCAGCCCGCCGAAAAUGAGGAGCAGCUGCCUGCCGACGACGCCACCGCCGGAGACGUCCAGCACGCCGAAAACGAGGAUCAGAUUGUUGCCGACGAAGUCAACGGUCAUAAUGCUGCUCCUGGCGAUGACAGCACCAUUCUUUCCGCCGAAAACGAGGAACAGCAGCCGGCCGACGAAGUCAACGGUCAUAAUUCUGUCUCUCGCGACGACAGCACCAUGCCUGCCGAGGAAGCUAAUGAUCAUAAUUCUGUCUCUGGAGAUGGCAGUACCUUAUUUGUUGACGAAGCCAACGGUCAUACUACCGCCUCUGGCGACGACAACACCAUGCUUACCAACGACGCCCCCACCAACCACGUCCAGCCCUCUGAAAAUUCGGACCAACUACCUACCUACGAAGCCAUCCCCCAUACUGCCCCCUCUGCCUCUGGCGACGACAGCAUCCUUUCCCUGCGCAACGACGCAGACGAGAGCAUGUGGGCCGGCGAGCCGUCGGAGGACACCUUUUUCGGGCGCAAGGAGUACGGUGGCGGCGAUGAUGACGAGUUGGAUCUUCUCGAUGCCGACGGUGAAGAUGAUGAGGAAUUCUCGAUCUGA
Tricharina praecox is the source of this 4425-nucleotide messenger RNA. RefSeq lists its product as uncharacterized. Bases 1 to 4425 code for a protein of 1474 amino acids. Gene Ontology annotation, molecular function: chromatin binding; methyltransferase activity. NCBI's taxonomy places the organism in Eukaryota, Fungi, Ascomycota, Pezizomycetes, Pezizales, Pyronemataceae. The record is from RefSeq and is a predicted model, not a curated record. The transcript is spliced from 3 exons. Gene Ontology annotation, cellular component: nucleus.